AUGACAUCCACUUCCUGUAUUAGUCCUGGUUUUGCCUGAGUUUGUUGCUUUUCUUUACUGUUUGUCUGUCUGUGAGGACUGAAUGCAGACUUUUGAGUAAAAAACGGCGCCAAGAGACUCAGACUGAAGAAGGACAACAUUUGUGUUUUCUCCUUUGUUCUUUGAACGAACAUUCAUUUUAGAAAUGCAUUUUUCCCUGCUUCUGUUUGCCUGUGCACUUUGUGGAUCCACCCUCGCCCUCAACAAUGGACUGAUGAGAACGCCUCCCAUGGGCUGGUUAGCCUGGGAACGGUUCCGCUGCGACAUCGAUUGUCAAAAUGACCCCAAGAACUGCAUCAGUGAAAAUCUGUUCAUGGAUAUGGCAGACAGACUCUCAGAGGACGGCUGGAGGGAGCUUGGCUAUGUUUACGUCAACAUAGAUGACUGCUGGUCCUCCAUGGAGAGAGAUGAGAAUGGGCGGCUGCAGCCUGACCCCAAGAGGUUUCCAGGGGGAAUCCGUAAGCUGGCUCGCUACAUGCAUGACAGAGGUCUGAAGCUGGGCAUCUAUGGGGACAUGGGCACCCACACGUGCGGGGGGUAUCCCGGCACCACGCUGGACAAAAUUGAAAUCGACGCACAGACCAUUGCUGACUGGGAGGUGGAUAUGUUUAAAUUUGACGGCUGUUACUCCAACGCCACCGAGCAGGAGCAGGGUUACCCCCUCAUGUCCAAGGCUUUAAAUGCCACGGGCCGUCCCAUUGGCUACUCCUGCAGUUGGCCUGCCUAUCGUGGCGGACUCCCACCAAAGGUAAAUUAUACUCAACUUGGGGAGAUCUGCAACCUGUGGCGUAACUAUGACGAUAUCCAGGACUCUUGGGACAGUGUGCUGAACAUCAUAGACUGGUUCUUUGAUAACCAGGAUGCCCUGCAACCUGCAGCGGGACCUGGGAGGUGGAACGACCCUGAUAUGCUCAUCAUUGGUGACUUUGGUCUCAGCUUGGACCAGUCUCGUUCUCAAAUGGCGCUCUGGUCAAUCAUGGCCGCUCCUCUUUUCAUGUCCAAUGACCUUCGCACCAUCAGCAGUGGAGCUCGGAGCAUCCUGCAGAACAAAAUCGCCAUUGGCAUCAACCAGGACGCCAUGGGCAUGCCGGGAAGACGCAUUUUAAAGGAGAAAAGUGGUAUCGAGGUGUUCUGGCGCCCCUUGUCCAACAAUGCUAGUGCGUUGGUAUUCUUCAGCAGGCGUACUGACAUGCCCUACCGCUACACGUCCUCCCUGCGCCAGCUCAACUUCACCACAGGCAGCUACAAGAUCAUUGAUGUCUUCACAGGCAAGAUGGCCUCCCUGAAAGACUCCACUGAUUUUGUGGUGUCGGUAAACCCCACAGGUGUGGUCAUGUGGUAUGUCUCUGCACCUGCAAGAACAAACCUCAACCACCUCCGUAGAGGCCAGGAAGCCCACAGAGUUGCUGAGGAGAACUUUAUUCCUUAUGUUUUCCUUUGAAAGAUCUUUACUUUCCAUGAUUUAGCAUCUUCCAAAUCAAGUGGAGGUUUUUUUCUCCUGCUCGCUGAAAGAAAAUGAGAUCUGAGCACUUUCAAAUGCUUUUUUUUUUCUCACUUUCUGUAAAUUCUUUUUUAUAAAUUAUGAAUUAUUUUUACACAGAAGUACUUUUGAUUUUUUUUUUUUAGUUCUUGUGUUUACAGUUAAUCUUAACUCAGGAUUGGGACUCAACAGCCCUCACUUUUUUAAAAUAAAUAAUGUGAAAUGUAAUCAGGCGUCAGUAUUUUGUGACAAAUGUUGCUGCGUUUUGUAAUGCAAUAUAUAAUACAUACUAAUGUCUAUUCUAUUUUGUUAUAAGUUACAAUGUUUUAAGUAAUAUCAGCUGCCUGUUGUCUGGGGUAAGCUGAUUUGAGCUUUUUCUAUUAUGAUAUUGCAGCCCUUAUAACUUUUUGCUGAAAAAUAAUAGGAUUUCAUCACUAAAAAGCAAAAAACAAAUUGAAAUUUUGACAACUUUUGGAUUCUGUUUCUGCAGACAGUCUAAUUCAAUAAACACGACAAUGAUCUGUGUACGA
Oryzias latipes (Japanese medaka) is the source of this 2049-nucleotide messenger RNA. It is a transcript of the gene naga, whose product is annotated as N-acetylgalactosaminidase, alpha. Lineage: Eukaryota; Metazoa; Chordata; Actinopteri; Beloniformes; Adrianichthyidae. Gene Ontology annotation, cellular component: cytoplasm. Gene Ontology annotation, molecular function: alpha-galactosidase activity. The record is from RefSeq and is a predicted model, not a curated record. Gene Ontology annotation, biological process: oligosaccharide metabolic process; glycoside catabolic process.